Leucoraja erinaceus (little skate) is the source of this 879-nucleotide messenger RNA. RefSeq names its product ORAI calcium release-activated calcium modulator 2 (gene orai2). Gene Ontology annotation, cellular component: membrane. Lineage: Eukaryota; Metazoa; Chordata; Chondrichthyes; Rajiformes; Rajidae. The transcript has 2 exons. Gene Ontology annotation, biological process: store-operated calcium entry. The record is from RefSeq and is a predicted model, not a curated record. The coding region runs from base 88 to 855 and encodes 255 amino acids. Gene Ontology annotation, molecular function: store-operated calcium channel activity.
CUCCCCCAGGCGGCAGCAGGAUUACAUCAAGGCGCGUCCCCGAAGCGCGCAGGUCGGCGGCGAGACGAGGUCCCAUCCGGCGUUGCUAUGAGCUCCGAGCGGUCAGCGACGGCCGGCUCUCCCGCUCCUCUCUGCUCGGAGCCCGCUGGGGCCGACUACCGAGACUGGGUGAGGCGAAGCUACCUGGAGCUGGUGUCCUCCAACCAUCACUCGGUGCAGGCGCUGUCCUGGAGGAAGCUCUACCUCAGCCGCGCUAAGCUGAAGGCGUCGAGCCGGACCUCGGCGCUGCUCUCCGGCUUCGCCAUGGUCGCCAUGGUUGAAGUUCAGUUGGAGAUGGACUACAACUAUCCCAAGUUACUGCUGAUUGCCUUCAGUGCCUGCACAACAGUGUUAGUCGCUGUCCACCUCUUCGCUCUCUUGAUCAGCACUUGCAUUCUCCCUAAUGUUGAGGCAGUCAGCAACAUACACAAUCUCAACUCUGUCAACGAGUCACCCCAUGAGCGCAUGCAUUACUACAUCGAGCUGGCCUGGGGCUUCUCAACGGCUCUAGGCAUCAUCCUCUUCCUUUUGGAGGUGGUUCUGCUUUGUUGGAUUAAGUUCCUCCCAGUUGACAAUAAAGGGAAGAAGCACAAGCCUGUUCCAGCCCAGCCUGGAGAAGGACACGCUGGACGGGAUGCAGCCUUGACAUCUACUAUUAUCAUGGCACCAGUGGGCCUUAUUUUUGUGAUAUUUGCUGUACAUUUCUACCGAUCGCUGGUUGGGCACAAAACAGAGCGUCACAAUCAGGAGAUUGAAGAGUUGCACAAGCUGAAGGUACAGCUGGAUGGUCAUGACCGAUCCCUGCAAGUGGUUUGAAAAUAUAUCAAGAAGGAAAAUAAA